GGCGCUGCCGCCACGCCUGGCACGUGACGCGGGAGCCUCUGUCACGUGUCCUCCCCCCGGCCGCCGGGGCGGCCGCUUGCGCCCGGGCGUGCGAGGGCUGCGCGCAGGCGCCAGCUGUCAUUUGCACCAGGAACGAGACGUCCCGCAGGCGAGGGGAGGAAGAGCCCCGGGGCCACCGGGGAGGUUGAAGCGGAGGAGGGGAGGGGGACAGAGCGGAGCAGGCUAGACUAGACUAGUGCUGCCGCCGCCGUAAUCCCUUCUUCUUCGCCUUCAUCUGGCAGCGGCUCCUGGACAGGUGCGAGCUGGAUUGAAAUUGAACUACAAUGGCUGCUGUCAUCUCAGAUAGUCCCCCAAACCCAAGCUGCAAAAUCAUGACUUUUAGGCCUUCGAUGGAUGAAUUCAGGGAGUUCAACAAAUACUUAGUCUACAUGGAAUCACAAGGUGCUCAUAGGGCUGGAGUUGCAAAGGUUAUCCCACCGAAGGAGUGGAAGCCAAGAAAACAUUAUGAUGAUAUUGAAGAUUUGGUGAUUCCUGCUCCGAUACAGCAGAUGGUCACUGGCCAGUCAGGGCUCUUCACACAGUACAAUAUUCAAAAAAAGCCAAUGACAGUGAAGGAGUUCAAGCAACUGGCCAACAGUGACAAAUACUGCACACCAAGACAUGUAGAUUACGAAGAUCUGGAGCGUAAAUACUGGCGGAAUUUGACUUUUGUGGCACCGAUUUACGGAGCAGAUAUCAGUGGGAGCAUUUAUGAUGAAGAUGUUGAGGAAUGGAAUAUUGCUCAUCUUAAUACAAUAUUGGAUGUUGUAGGAGAAGAGUGUGGAAUUUCUAUUGAGGGUGUAAAUACGCCGUAUCUGUAUUUUGGCAUGUGGAAAACAACAUUUGCAUGGCACACUGAAGACAUGGAUCUCUACAGUAUUAAUUAUCUCCACUUUGGGGAGCCAAAGUCAUGGUAUGCUAUUCCUCCAGAGCAUGGGAAACGGCUUGAAAGACUAGCUCAAGGGUUCUUCCCAAGCAGCUCUCAAGGAUGUGAUGCUUUUCUUCGCCACAAGAUGACUCUGAUUUCUCCAUCAGUAUUAAAAAAGUAUGGAAUUCCUUUUGACAAGGUUACACAGGAGGCAGGAGAAUUUGUCAUCACUUUUCCAUAUGGGUACCAUGCAGGAUUUAACCAUGGUUUUAACUGUGCAGAGUCAACAAACUUUGCCACCAUCCGAUGGAUUGAUUAUGGAAAGGCAGCAAAGUUGUGCACUUGUAGGAACGACAUGGUGACAAUAUCCAUGGACAUCUUUGUGAAGAAGUUUCAACCAGAUAGAUACCAGCUAUGGAAACAAGGCAAGGAUUUAUACACUGUUGAUCAUACAAAGCCAACUCCUGCAUCAACACCUGAAGUAAAGAUGUGGCUACAGAAAAGAAAGAAAAUCAAGAAUGUUCUGAAAUGCUUCUACAAUACCAGAUCUCAAUCUAAGAAGUUUCAAACUCCAGAGGUCAUAAGAGUAUCUGCUAUGGUAGCUGGUGCAGAAAUCACAGCGACUGAAACAGCUACCGAUGACUUCAAGGUCAGUGAAGAAACUGGAAAAAAAAUGAUACUGGUAAACACAGGAGUGCCUUCUGGGGAAGAUGAAAACAGUAGCACAAUGCAGCUGGAUCAACAUUUAUUGGAUAAUGUCAAGGUUGCAGGAAGCAUUCGUUCUGAAGGACAAGCUUCUGAAACGGAAAACACAGAUAAAGAGGAAAAUGUCUCAACGGAGGGUGAUGUCAGUGACCUAGAAAGCUGUGAAAGUAGCUUGGAGCAUGGAGCAGUGCCCUUUGUAAAAAAGGAUGAAGAAGUUGGCAUGGAAACAUCCAGUUCAGCAGAAGAUGAAAGAAUGACAAUAUCUAAAAGUUGGCGUCAUCCACUAAGUAAACCCCCAGCCAGAUCGCCGAUGAUUUUGGUUAAACAGCAAGCAACAGGUGAUGAAGAAUUGGCUGAGAUUACCUUAAUUGAAGAGAAGAUUGAAGAGACAGAGUCAUGGGCCAGGCCUCUGGUCUACCUUUGGCAGACAAAAGUACCCAGUUUCAAUGCUGAGAAGGAAUACAACGCAGCUUGUGCAAAAAAGGAACCACACUGUGCCAUUUGCACACUCUUCAUGCCAUAUGAGACAGACAGACAUGAUGAAGAAAGUCCUGUUUUCAGGGAAACAAACUCAGCAGAAACAUUGGUGGCUGAAAAUGAAAAGACUAAACCUCUUAUUCCUGAGAUGUGUUUUAUUUAUAGUGAAGAAAACACUGAAAACUAUCCAUCAAAUGCCUUUAUUGAAGAAGAUGGAACAAGUCUUCUUAUUUCCUGUGCGAAGUGUUGUGUACGAGUUCAUGCAAGUUGCUAUGGUGUUCCUUCUCAUGAAAUCCAUGACGGGUGGUUGUGUUCUCGAUGCAGAGAAGAAGCCUGGACAGCUGACUGUUGUCUCUGCAAUUUGAGAGGUGGUGCAUUAAAGCAAACUGCUGACAAGAGGUGGGCACAUGUAAUAUGUGCAAUUGCCAUCCCAGAAGUCAGAUUUGGUAAUGUCACAGAGCGUACACCGAUAGACACUAGCAAAAUACCUUUGCAAAGAUUAACAUUGAAAUGUAUCUUCUGCAGACAGAGAAUUAAGAGGAUUUCUGGUGCCUGCAUACAGUGUUCAUAUGGACGCUGCCCAGCCUCUUUUCAUGUCACCUGUGCCCAUGCUGCAGGAGUGCUGAUGGAACCUCAUGACUGGCCGUAUGUUGUCUACAUCACAUGUUUCAGGCACAGGUUCAACCAAAAUGUGAGAGCUAAAGCAUGUGAGAGGGCCAUUACAGUUGGGCAGACUGUCAUCACAAAACAUAGGAAUACACGAUACUACAGCUGCAGAGUCAUAGAAGUCACAUCUCAACUUUUCUAUGAAGUCAUGUUUGAUGAUGGAUCUUUCAGUCUGGAUACUUUUCCUGAAGACAUUGUAAGCAGAGAUUGCCUACGGCUGGGUCCACCUGCAGAGGGAGAAGUUGUCCAAGUGAAAUGGCCUGAUGGAAAGCUGUAUGGUGCAAAGUAUCUGGGAACAAAUACAAUCAACAUGUAUCAGGUUGAGUUUGAAGAUGGUUCUCAAAUAGUAAUGAAGAGAGAAGAGAUCUAUACUCUAGAUGAAGAGCUUCCUAAGAGAGUAAAAGCACGUUUUUCUACAGCCUCUGACAUGAGAUUCGAAGAUACAUUUUGUGGAGCAGAUACAAUCUUGGGAGAGAAGAGGCAGAGAGUAUUGAGUUCGCGCUUUAGGAAUGAGUAUGUGGAUGAUCCAGGAUACCGUGCCUUCUUAAAGAGCUCCUUCCAGAGGAAAUGCCAGAAAGAACUAUGAAGCAAGCAAGAGAGCGAGAGAGAGAGAGAGAGAAGGAUAUCUAUUAAAAAGCAUGCAGCAUCAUUUGCAAUUCGUUUCGGGGUUAUUGAACAUUGGAUUUUACAAUGAACUAAUCCAUAUGUCAGCCUCAUAAGCUGAUGUACUUGAGUUCUAGUUUCUUCAGUUAAAGACUUUGCAAUGUUUUGUAUUAUGAAACUAAGGGGGAAGAUGAGUGAGAGUAAGGGGUAAUAUGCAGUGAUACGCUGAAGAAAACCUUCAGUCCUGCUCACAGUGAAGUAAAUGGUAAAAUUCCCUUUGAACUGUGAGAGGACAUUCACACUCAUAGGAGACAUUUUUGUAAACAGAUCGUUUCUGUGGCUCUUUUUUUUUCUCUCUGUAGACAGGAAAAGAUGAUAAGUUCAAUAGGAACAGGUUUUAUAAAUAUUUUUUAAAAACAGAUAUGUACAGUGUAAGGAAACAAAAGCUGUACUUGCUUUCUGCAGUACUUACAAAUUUUUAUGUCACUGCUGCUUUCAGAAGGGUUUGAUGUGGAUCCAACCAUCAACUUAGAUAUUUUUGGCUUAAGGAAUUAUACCUUCAGCACAAGGAGGGUGUUUUGUAUAUUUAAAGAGGCAGAUUUUGGCAGUUAUUUUUGAAUGUGUUUUUCGUAAACUCUAUGAAUAAUACCUAUUUGUAAAAUAAAAAAUUCUUUUGUUAUGUGUAUCAAAAAUUAGAGUUUAAAUAUAUGUUUAAUGACCUAGUUUUGAAUGAAUAUAUUAUGGUCUCCCUUUUUGAUUAUAUUCUAUUAAUGUAAUACUAUU
This is a messenger RNA of Pogoniulus pusillus (Red-fronted tinkerbird), 4141 nucleotides long. RefSeq names its product lysine demethylase 4C (gene KDM4C). The record is from RefSeq and is a predicted model, not a curated record. Gene Ontology annotation, cellular component: nucleus; chromatin. The transcript has 22 exons. Gene Ontology annotation, biological process: regulation of gene expression; chromatin remodeling. Gene Ontology annotation, molecular function: histone H3K9 demethylase activity. NCBI's taxonomy places the organism in Eukaryota, Metazoa, Chordata, Aves, Piciformes, Lybiidae. The coding region runs from base 324 to 3341 and encodes 1005 amino acids.